AUGCCUGGAGCUGCCGCCGCCGCCGCCGCGAUGCUCCCGGCUCAGGAGGCUGCCAAGCUGUACCACACCAACUAUGUGCGGAACUCGCGGGCCAUCGGCGUGCUGUGGGCCAUCUUCACCAUCUGCUUUGCCAUCGUCAACGUGGUGUGCUUCAUCCAGCCCUACUGGAUCGGAGACGGCGUGGACACCCCGCAAGCCGGCUAUUUCGGGCUCUUUCACUACUGCAUCGGCAACGGCUUCUCCCGGGAGCUGACCUGCAGGGGCAGCUUCACGGACUUCUCCACGCUGCCCUCGGGUGCCUUCAAAGCCGCCUCUUUCUUCAUCGGCCUCUCCAUGAUGCUCAUCAUCGCUUGCAUCGUUUGCUUUACCCUCUUCUUCUUCUGCAACACAGCCACCGUGUACAAGAUCUGUGCUUGGAUGCAGCUCACCUCCGCUGCCUGUCUUGUGCUCGGCUGUAUGAUUUUCCCCGAUGGCUGGGAUUCAGAUGAAGUAAAACGGAUGUGUGGGGAAAAGACAGACAAGUACACCCUCGGGGCCUGCUCCGUCCGCUGGGCGUACAUCCUGGCUAUCAUUGGAAUACUGGAUGCCUUGAUCCUCUCAUUUCUCGCCUUUGUACUCGGAAACCGACAAGACAGCUUGAUGGCAGAGGAACUGAAGGCAGAAAACAAAGGUAAGAUCACUAAAGGGACUCUGAGUGGAGACCGCAAGCACAAAAACUAA
Molecule: messenger RNA, 720 nt
Organism: Arvicola amphibius (Eurasian water vole)
Lineage: Eukaryota; Metazoa; Chordata; Mammalia; Rodentia; Cricetidae
Gene: Lhfpl3
Product: LHFPL tetraspan subfamily member 3
Exons: 2
Coding region: 1-720 (239 amino acids)
Biological process (GO): sensory perception of sound
Cellular component (GO): plasma membrane
Source: RefSeq, a predicted model, not a curated record